CAUCUCGCUGCCUUUGCCUUCUCCUCCCAAAUCAAACUUCAGAUCUCAGAGUCACUCAGUCAGUCAGUCGCCUCGCAGCCUCGCCGUUGACACGAUGGACGCUCCACUCGUCCUCCUCCUCCUUCUUCUUCUCCUCCAGGUCCCCAGGUCCCAGGCAGGAGUUUCCGUCUUCACAUCUGAACCAAAUGUGACGGCCCUGCGAGACUCAAAUGUCCUGCUUCCUUGUCGCUUCUCUCUUGAACAAUACCCAAUUAAAGUCAGUCGUCUGAAUGUCACCUGGAGCCAUUAUGGGUUCGUAGUUGCCAAAUUCGAAAGUGGAAAGGUCAAAACAAGACAGCACGCCAGCAUGUUUGAAAAAGAUGUUCCUCAAGGAAAUGCCUCCCUGCUUCUGGAAUCCAUCGUGAAACGAGACGAGGGGCGCUACAAAUGUGAGGUCAACUAUGAAGGCGACAAAGAAUCAGUCAGCCUGGUCCUGACCAUCCAAGUUCCCCCUGAGGUCCUCUUACUCCCAGAGUUGGUCCAUCUGCUCACUGAACACCGUCUGACCUGCUCUGCCAAGAACUUCUAUCCUAAAAACAUCAGCUUCAUUUGGACCAUGAAUGGCCAAGUGGUUUCAGCAAUGGGCACUACGGAGCCGCACUUGAACCCUGAUGGCACCUACAACUCAGAGAGCGUCUACUGCUUCACACCUUUCAGCCGGAGGACGCUGACCUGUGAGGUGCAGCAUGAGGCGCUGAAGGAGCCGCUGAGGAGAUCCGUCACGUACAGCGGCCUGACACUGGAAGAGGUCACUCGGAUAGCUGUAACCAUCAUCAUCAUCAUCUUCCUCACCCUUUUUAUUCUGUGGUGGUCUUCAGUCAGUCUGUUUCCUCUCAUCCUCUUGAAGGACGUUAAUGGUGUACCCUGGGCCCUGGAGUGCACCCUUAUGGGCUGGCGACUCGAACUGGUCACUGUGGAGUGGAUUAAAAAUGACCAGCAGAUCUUUUUAGACAAGGAGUUUACAGAUGUGGAGGUCGGUGAUGAGGAGGCCCCCAGAGACUCAUCUGAAUACUCCAAGAAGAGAUUCUCCAUUAAAGACCUCUGUGUGGAAAGGAAUAUCCUCAGACUGGAGAUGAAGGCCACAGAUAAAGAGCUUGAGGAGGAGAAGUUCAAGUGUCAUGUCAAACACCGGCUGACCGGCAGAUGCCUGGAGUGCAGUUUUGAGAUAUAAGAAGAUUGCAGAUGAGUGACCCCUCACUUGAGAUCACAGGACAGAAGAAGUUGAUGUCACCUCCCCUCCAGGUCACUCACUUGGAUUUAACCCAAACCGUAAUGUGGGUGGUCUGAGUCCUCGGGUUCAAGACCCAGCCUGCUAUGCUCUGCUGUGCUUAUCCACGUAUCCUGAAAGGCGCUAUAUGCAAGAAAGCAUUGGCUUGUUGGCUGACCUUCUUUGGUCUGCAGAUGUGUCCUCAGAAAUGAAAAAUAAAAUAAA
Messenger RNA from Polypterus senegalus (gray bichir), 1471 nucleotides. RefSeq names its product CD276 antigen-like. Gene Ontology annotation, biological process: immune response; negative regulation of T cell proliferation; T cell costimulation. The transcript has 6 exons. Gene Ontology annotation, cellular component: external side of plasma membrane. Bases 95 to 1210 code for a protein of 371 amino acids. Lineage: Eukaryota; Metazoa; Chordata; Cladistia; Polypteriformes; Polypteridae. The record is from RefSeq and is a predicted model, not a curated record.